This is a messenger RNA of Trichobilharzia regenti, 5100 nucleotides long. The record is from the annotation of a GenBank genome assembly. Lineage: Eukaryota; Metazoa; Platyhelminthes; Trematoda; Strigeidida; Schistosomatidae.
UAGACAGAAAAAUAAGAAUUAAUGGUGACUAUUCUGUCCCCCUCCCCUAGUAGCUUUACUGAACGGAAGAGACAAAUAUUCAUUUGCCUAGAUUAACGUUACAUAAGCCAAUAGAAGAUAUAAAUUAAUUGAAAUUAUACCUUUAAUGAAUUUUAAGGUGAACACUUUCAUACAGAAUUAACAGUUAACGUUAUCUUCCUUAAUGACUUCUGAAAAGUCCUUAGAAGAAAUGCAGUAUCACUGUAUGGCACAUUGUUAAGAUGUCUUAAUCAGGAGAACCAACACAGGAAAUUUAGAAACACAAGUAUAUAGCAAAUCAACGCACACAGAUGAAAUACUCAACUAUACUAGCAAUAAUUCAAUUCCUCACAAAAGAAACUGUGUGCAUACAUUGUUUAGAAGAGUUCAAACACAUUGUAGCACUCCAGAGUUGAAAAGAAUGGAAGAAAAAUACUUACAAACAGUCUUCAAGAGGAAUGGUUAUUACUAUUACUCUAUUACUCAUGGAAAACUUUAAUCAGUUCACUUUAUGCUGGAAAUUGCGCUGAAGAUGUUGUCCAGAAGGACGACGAAAGCUCCGCAACUAAACCAACCAUUUUAGAGAACACUACUAAUUGCAAACCACCCACUUUGCUACAGAUCUUUUCUAUUAUUUCAUAAACUAGAAUAUUUUGUUUAGUGGGCUUUAUGGGAUCUUUUAUCGGCAUAAUUUCUUUUAGAGUAAACUUGUGCGUGUAUAUUCCUCUUUUUUAGUGCUUUGUUAAGAAUCCAAACUAAGGUUUCAGGUGUUCUCCUUGGUUUGGAAGCACUCUUUAUGUUUUAAAUUUUCUAGUUUUGAUGUCGUCAUCUUCCUGUGUAUAUUCUUCAUGAAUGUCAGCUUCAUUAUUUUUUUAGUUUCCUAUAUGCUUCUUGAUUAACUAAUCAGUGUAAUUAUGAAGUUCUAAAACUUCUUUUACGUGUCUUACCUAAAAUGACGACGUAUUAGCCUAAUUUUCUAUUUGCAAUUAUUCGUUAAGCGUACUUGAUUCCUGAUCACUACUAUUUUAAAACCUGAAUUGCUUUAGUCCAUACGUUAAUGCAUUCAAACUACCUUCAUUCAUGGCGUUUAAAAUUUAUUCGUGAUUAUUUCCUAGCGUUUUGAAUAUCUUUACAAUUUGGUUUAAAAUUAUCUCUUUACAACAAAGUCUUGAAACAUCUAUUUGUCUUAUAACAUCAACUAAACCAAAUACUAUUUGUCAACAUCAUGUAUAAAACCAUUUCUUCCUCAGAAAAUAUAUCCACCGUCUUUCCAUGGAUAGAAUGUUUCCCGCAAACUGUGCUAAGAAGCUAGACAAGUAUCGGUGGGGGAGGAGGCAAUCUCAAACAGGUCAUAAUGUUCAGUCAAGUUCAACUACUCGUACCGAAUCCACUAAAAACGUGAGAAAACAGAAAAUGCAAGUCGAGUCACCUUCAUCAAGCUCAAAAAUAACGGAUUCGUCAACCACCUUUAAGCUACAAUCUCAUGUUCUCCUUAGUAUAGUAGAAGGUAGAGGUCCAUCACUUGGUGUUAUUGGUAUCGCUACAAUUGAUAUAUACAGGGCAAAUGUUGAAUUAUCACAGUUUAGAGAUACUAGUAGCUACAGUAGAACACUUGUCAAGUUACUGGUAUACUGUCCUGCUGAGAUUUUACUUCCUAGAUCCGGUUUGGAGCCGAACAGUUGUAUGCGAAAACUUGUAAAACUUCUGCAAUCUCUAAAUAUUGGAGCAACUUUUAAUGGAGUUAACAGAAGUCAUUUUAAUGAUACAAACGGUUUAGAUUAUCUAAGAAGAUUAUGUCACCCUUAUUACAUCCCAUCAAUAUAUGCUAUUGGUUCGAAAUUCUACGCUCUUUCAGCAUUAUCAGCACUAUUUAAUUAUGCAGAAGAAAUGUAUGGAAUUAUGUAUGCUCCAAGAUCGAUGAAAUUUGCAUUUACUGGAUCCGUUAAAUCCACUAUGAUAGAUGUUAAAAGUGCAUACAACUUGCUUUUGGUUAGAAAUAGACGCAGUCGUUCAAGCAAAGGAAGUUUAUACGCAGCGGUAGACUAUACAUGCACAGCAAUUGGUGCUCGUUUACUCCGUACUAAUUUAUUAGAACCACCGUGUGAUUUGCCGACAAUUCUUAACAGACAAGCCUCAGUUCAUGAACUAAUUUCUUCUCCCGAAACCCUUUAUAACAUACAGCAAAUCUUACGUCAGUUCCCUAACAUCGAUAGUCUCCUGUCACUUUGUGUUCAAAUAUGUUCACCACAUAAGAUAUUUAAUCCGAGGGAUAAGACCGAUAACAGUAGUACUGAAACUUCGCAGGUGAAUAAAUCCAGUUCUGUUGAAAGCAGUCAAGAAACAAAUUCAUGCCAAUCAAAACCAACCAUGACAAAUACAGAUAAUAAUUGUACACCUACAACCAAAAAUGAAUCACUUUUGAUCCAUACAGGGAAAACGAGAUCGUCAGAUUUACAAUGUGGUGCACAUGGAAAGCAUUCAAGAUCAACACAUCCACUUCAUCAACCGUCAACAUCAUCCAAUUCAGAGAGUAAUUAUGGCAAUGAAUUAAUUCAUAUUAAAAAGGCAGUUAGUGUACAGGCUGCUGAAUCACGAAUUACUAAAGUUAUAGGAAUCAAGUAUAUGCUAGAUCUUGUCAAGUUACUAUACAGUGCAAUGGGUGAUGUUAAUUCUGCUUUACUGAAAACAUACAAAAUGCUUUUGCAAGAUCCAGAAUAUGAUCAAGUCUUAGAGACUCUUUGCUCAGUGUUACACAAAGAUGUACGGAUGUCGAAAGGAAUGUUAGCCAUGCGAACACAAAAGAUUUUUGCAAUCAAGGAAGGACUAAGUGCACUGUUGGACGUUACACGCCAAGCUUAUGCAGAGCAGUUAGAUGACAUAACAAGUGAGGUCAACAGACUUGCACGUCAUUAUGAUCUUCCUCUACGAUUAUCGCACACUAAAGCUCGCGGAUUUUACAUUCAAAUACCUGAGGAUGCAUUAAAAAACUACAAAAAACCGUCUUCACCAGAGGUAGUUCAUGAGGGAUCAUCGGCUUCAAAUCAUGAUAGUUUAUCUAAUGAAAACAAAUUCUCAGAUGAGAACGAUGAUGACAGCCAAAAUUUCAGAAGAUUUUCUCCACGUUCCGAAAGUAAUAAAGGUUACUGUUCCUCAACUAAUACAACACCAAAAAAGAACGAUUCACCACUUCAAAAUCUCCCGGAUGAAUUCAUAGUCCUUAUUACAUCAAGACGUAUUGUACAAUGUACAACAGAAACACUUAUCCGUCUUAAUGAACGUAUUAAAGGAUGUCUUUUUGAAGUUUAUCAUGUUUCUGAUCAAAUAAUUUGUGACUUAAUUACGCGUCUGCAUCCAGAUAUGGCAUUGUUUUAUCGUAUAUCUGAAGUGGUAGCUAGCUUGGAUCUGCUUGCUUCUUUCGCCAGAAUGUCAAUGAGUUGUUCCGCAAGAGAUCAUUUUGUUUAUCCAAUAUUCACUGAUGUACUUGGCAUUAAAAAUGGACGAAAUAUUAUUACAGCUCAGAAAAGACGAUCCCUGUGCAUAGCAAAUCAUACAUAUGCAUCAGCUGAAUCAAAUUUUCAUAUUAUAACAGGGCCACCUAUGUCUGGUAAAACAACCUACCUGAGACAAAUAGCCUAUAUACAAAUUUUAGCACAAAUAGGUUGUUUAGUACCGGCUGAAUUUGCUGCAGUAAGAAUAGCUGAUCAUAUAUUCUAUCACAAAGGUGGAAAAGAUAAUCUAAUGUUAGGGGAAUCAAGCUUUACUAACGAGAUAAGAGGGUUGAGAUAUAUUCUACAAAACUUUUCACGAUCAUCCAUCAUCUUAAUUGACGGCUUAUGUCACAAUACAAAUCCUGAUGAAGCAAGACAUCUGAACAUAGCAAUCUGUGAAGCACUUUUGCAACAUAAAGCAUUCACAUUUUUUGCUAGCAGUCGACAUGAAAUGACAUUUUUAACCUCUGUCUAUCCAAAUGUAGAAAAUUAUUAUUUUUCAAUACAUGAAGAAUCAAUAAAUGAUGAUUAUCGUGGACAUCAUACAGUUGAUCUGGACAGCAGUGCAACAUCGAGUGUUAAUUGUAGCACUCUUACUAUAGAAUCUCCAUUGGUUCAUAGUUUUUCUGAGACACACGAUAGCUCCAGAAUAAAAAAAUGGAGAAAUUAUUCUGGAUUGUUGGCUUCAUAUACCUGUGAUUCUACUCGAAUUACAUUCACAUAUAAACUAGUUAAAGGGAAACCACCCAAAGUUUUGUAUGCUGUUGAACUUGCCAAACAUUUUGCUGUUCCUCAAAAAGUAUUAGACCGAGCUGAAGAACUUCUGCGAAUGUAUAUCUCAGAACAAAGUGCUAGUGAUGGGAAUCGAAUAUUGAUGCCUGGAAUGCACAAAGAUGCAAAAAAUGCAGAUAAGAAUUCUUACUCUCCAUUAAAAGGCGUACGAAAACAAGUAAUGAAGACUGAUUUGGAUGAAACAACUUCAACUUCUUUCAGUCAUGCGACAAGAAAAUCAGAUAGUAACAAUGAUGAAAAAAAUCAGGAGAUACUCAGUGUUCACUUAUCAGCAAUUGAUCGACUAGAAAAUGAAUUAUACAGACAGUUAGAAAUGAUUUCAAAAGCUUACGAAAAUAUGAACACAAUGCGACAUCUAUCAGAUUCAGAAAAAGAUAAAAUUAAGAGAGAGAUAGAAAAUUAUAUUCAAUUCUUGAGUUGUCGCUACAAUGCAGUUUUAAACAAGUCAAACAAUGAAGAGGAAGAUGAAGAAGACGAUGACGACGACGACAACGAGGAAAACGAAGAAUAGAAAUCUUGACAGGAUUAAUACAACGAUAGCAUCUUCAACAAGUUUCUCUUUGGGGGGAGGGGGAUACAAAAUUGUUGUUCAUAUUUUUCAAAAGAAAACUUUUCAGUAACAAAAUCAUUAAAUUUCGUUAGCUUUGUUUUCUUAAAAACUUCUUUAUUACUUUAAAUAUGGAUUUGUACACUGAAUACAUUAUAUUGAUAUUCUACCUCUUUUCAGGUAAACGGCGAGACAUUUACAACUUUUUUUCGUGUCAGUCAACUUAUAAUGCUGAAUAAAGUGCAUUAACUAGUG